UCUACGUAAAGAUAAACUCAAGAUCUUUGAAUCUAUCAAAUAGUUGAAUAAAAAGUUAUCAUGCGAGGAAUGUAACAUUUAGAAAUGUAUAACUAAUUGUCUAGACUAUACAUAUGAUUUUCCUAAUCUAACUAUUUUAUUUAGCCGUUUGGUUGCCUGGUAACUGACACAAAAACCCAAGCCAGAUAAAAACCCGGAAGGCAGACUGUGUUUUUCUUUCAUUGAAUCAACCCAGGCAGUGAUCAAAUCGAGAUGCUCAAAUAACAUUUACAUGGAAACUAAGAGUAGUCUACAUGUGGGCUAUAACACUUCUCUGCCCAGUUUGUGAGUUGGUUCCGGUGGUACUGUCAACAUGAAAUCCAGUGGUGCUGCUAUGUUCACAAGGAAGAAUCCCUUUCCGCCAGACCCACCUCUGGGAAAAACACAUUAUAACCCCUCACGCACCAAGAAGUUAACAAAGCAACAGAGGAAAACCACCCUGAGCCCUGUUCGCCUUGCCCGGCCGUCCAGCCCUCCUCCUCUCCAGACACACUCACUGAGCCCAGAGGACCAGCGCUUCCUUGGGGCAGCCAACCACUUUGUCCUCUGUCCUCCUCCUGCCACAGAGGCCCAGCCUAGUUUCUUAGAGUCCUGGCCCUCCACUGAUCUUGGGUCCUCCCCGGCGAACACUGCCGCCUCCCCGAACACAGACACACUGAUACGGGACCCAACAUCGGGAAAGUCCCUGGUCUCCACUGGGGGAGGAGAGCAGGAAGAUUCAGUGUUGGCAAAGUACAUUGAACGCUUUCGUCACGGAAUGCCACAGAGUCGAGAGGAACGUCAGCAGAUGUCGGCAAUGGUGGGAGAGGGCCAGCAGCCUUUCUGGUGGCUGUCCUCCUCCCCUCUACCCUCCAGUUCUACACCCACUCAAACCACUGACAAAGGCCUUUCCCUUAGAAAAGACUCAGCCACCACCCUCAGUCCAGUUGGGCAGUUUCAGCAUGGCAUUACCUUCUCCCCAUGCAGGGGACUCCUUGAUCUUAGUGCCAUGGGCCUGUCAGACUCCUCUCACGGUGACCUUGGAGACUCAGAGAUACUGCAGCUACAGGAGAAGGCCAGCAGACUGCUACACAGAAGUGAGUACUCACUCAGUAGUGGAUCUAUCCCCAUCAGCUCUGAGGGCCUGGGCUGCUCCAAUUUUUCCUCCCCUGUGAGCAUAGAUGAGCCAGUCCGAAGGCCUAUAAUUACCAGUCUUAUCGACUCAACCACUGUUAUGGGGAACCUAAGAUCAGCAGACCUCUAUGCUGGCACCGUGCCCAAACCAUCCGUAGUUGGUCCCCCUGCCCCCCGUACACGCCCAGAGGAGGACAUCCUGUUUCAGUGGCGUCUGAGGAGGAAGAUGGAGCAGGCCAGUCAGUGUGUCCAGUCACACCCACAGCAGGGUCACACCCUUCAUCAGCACUCUGUCAGCUGGCAGGCUCACAAGGUACAGCGGAAUCCCCUCCCUGCCUAUUCCUCUCAUAGAGUUACCCCCUCCUUCACCCCAGCCCCCCAGGAGACCAGUGCCCCCCAUGGACCGUUCCCCCCUGCAACUGUCCCCUCCCUCCCCAUCUCCAGCCCCACCGUCUCCAAGCUGCAGCCGGAUGCCCCGGUCCCACCCCACAUGCACCUCCUCUGUGACAUCCUGCCCUGCACCUCUCUGCCCCGCUCCCCUCCACCCAGCCACCAGAGGAGCCCAAAGAGGAUGGAGGUCUCUGGGGCCGACUGGACCCUCAGGCAGCCCAAAGCCCAGGUCAGUUCCACAGACACCUCCACUGAGGAGCCCACUAGUAAACACGAGUCCUCUCCACCACCGCCCGCCUUGUCUGAGAUCACGGAGGAAGAGUGGGCAGUUCAACAGAGGACGUCCGAGAGGACAAAAAAGGAGACACUACAGAAGAAGGAGGAGAGGAGUGACAAGCGGAGAGGGCCGUCCUGCAGAAAGAAGAAAUCAGCCAGGCAUCAUGUUGGUGAUGCGGACCAUGCUGAGAGGCCCAGCUAUGCAGAUAGGAGUGUGAGCCAACACAGCACCAGAGGUCCAGACAGGGUCACCCCAUGGAGGGAGGAACCCAGAAGAGACUGGGGGCAACAGGAAAGAGGGCCGGGGGUAGUGAGAGAGGGCCGCCCUGGAGAUCGUGCUCCACCACCCUCUCCCAUACACAGCGCACUGGGACAGGUAGUUUCAGAGGUACUGUUCCUGACCCCGGACUCCCCAGACCCGCCCAGAACCCCUGUGUCCUCUGACUCUCCCAGAUACACCCCCCCUGCGCCCCCACAGUCCCCCGCCCCGCCUCCCAGUGCACAGCAGCCACGGGAGGUCGUAGCUCAGCUGCUGCAGGAUGCUGAAGAUUCAGAUGAGCAGGAGUUCAAAGAUGACCCCUUACUGAAGGUCUUGAGGCAGCAGAGGAAGUGGGUGAAGGAGCAAAUCAGCGAGGUGGACUCACUGUUGGAUGAAUUCCAGGAAGAGUGAUCACUGGUGGCUAGCACACACGGAACAAAAACAACAUUCAAUUCAACAGCAUUUUUUUUUUCAUUUUUGUACAGAAAUAUAUAGUGCAUUUAUUUUUGUUAACAAAUUCUCUUUUUACAAUAAAUAGUUAGAAAAUAUACAACAACCUUACUGUUGGGUUUUGUGAACAUACUUGAUAAUCUCUGAGUGUUAAAACAUUUACACACGAUUUAGAGGGCAUUAGAAAGUACACAAUACAAAUAAACAUUUUCAAUGGUGUUAUAUCAUAUUUACAAUGAAUGGUUCCAUAAAACAUUAAGAUUGAUGAGUUAAAUGGGAUUAUUUAGGACGAUGGAUGCUUUUAAAUUAGGAAUCUGUCCUGUUAAUAUGUACAAAUCUCAGAGAGUGCAAUCUUAAUGGUGUGAUGGCAUGGUUAACAGGUGUUUUGGCGCAGGCAGGCACCAGCUCCUUGGUGAGUGUUUGAUGAUAUGUCUGUUGUAGGAGAGCGUGCCUGUAUUUUUGCCACUAUCCUUAUUUGGUUUGUCAGUCAGUUUCCCAAGCUGUGUCUGUGUGUGUGUGUGUGUGUUGGGUUCCCUUGAGAAAACAUUUUUAAACGUUUUCUCUCCAUGGUGGGUUCCUAUCAGUGUUUCCCUAGCUGUUGUUGUGUGAUCCUUGGCAUGUAAUUAAAGGUGUGUGUGUGAACAUAUAGUUUACCAAGCUACCAAUUACUUCACACUGGAAGAAGUUAAGCUACACUAAAGUUACCCUUAAGAAAAAAUGUGUUUUCUUUAACUAAAGUUAAUUUGAAAAAAUAGUUCACUACAUAGAAAACGACUUUGUGAUGAAUUAUCAUAUUUAAAUCUGAAAGUCAUAGACAACAAAUUGCAAGAACAGAUCUCUUUGGAGUAAGAUGUUAACAGAAUGUGUAAUUUAGCAUAUUAAACACUAAACUGU
Coregonus clupeaformis (lake whitefish) is the source of this 3421-nucleotide messenger RNA. RefSeq names its product proline and serine-rich protein 3. NCBI's taxonomy places the organism in Eukaryota, Metazoa, Chordata, Actinopteri, Salmoniformes, Salmonidae. The transcript has 14 exons. The record is from RefSeq and is a predicted model, not a curated record. The coding region runs from base 353 to 2488 and encodes 711 amino acids.